AUGCCUUGCGGAAGCGCUUUUGCGCUACUCUCGGCGAGGAACCGGAAACAACACAAAACUGGACGUCCACCAGCAACAUCAAAAGCGACACCUGAGCAACGCCGAAACGCAAGCAAAGGCAAAGAAACACCAAAGAAGACAACAACAACAAGCGAGCAAAGUGCAAUUGGGGUCGUUCAUGCUGCUAGAAAACACCGUGAGAAGGGAGCGGCUCUUGUCUUCCUAAUUUGUGGAGGGUCUAACGCUGGGAAAACAACAACUGCCAAGAAACUUGUCAGCAUGUUACAAGCAGAGGGUGCAACGGCGAUCUUGAUAAAACAGGACAGUUAUUAUCUACCACCUGACAAGGUUGAAUAUAUCAGAAGUCAAGCGGGGAAUCUAACGUACUACAACUACGAUUCAAUCACUGCAAUCAAUAUACCUCUGCUCAUAAAUGCUGUCAUUGAUGCUACUCAUCAAGCGUCGUAUGUUGUUGUGGAAGGAGGAUUUCUAACCGAAGAGCCAGAAAUGAUGCAAUUAAUGGAUCGACUGCUGUUUUUGACGAUCGACCAAAAAACCUGCCGUCGGCGCCGUUUGAUGAAGGAAUACGACCCACCCGAUCAGGAAGGAUAUUUUGAUGAGCUUGUGUGGCCCUCCUAUGUUCGCAUACAACGGAAUGCAAUGAAGGUUGCACGGUCUGAUAAACGCUACGUUUUCAUUGACAUGAGCUCGAACUCGGAUGUCACUUGCCCGGAAAGCAUUGUGGAUCUACUUCAAUCGUUUCACGAUGAUUUGAUUCGCAUAACAUUUGACCGGCUUGAUGUUGAAGAGGCAUUCAACUUGGUUAGAUCAGCAGCUUGUGGAGCGACAUCAGUCUUUCUGGGGACAACAAGAGACAACUUCAAUGGGAAAGAAGUCAGUAGACUGGACUAUGAAAGCUACGACGAAAUGGCAUACAAGGAAAUGAGGCAGCUUUGCGCAGAAGUUCGUCGAAAGUUCCCAACCAUUGAAAGGAUUGUAUUUUGGCAUCGUGUCGGUGAGGUCCCGGUAGAAGAAACGUCUGUGAUUGUUGCCGCGGCUAGCCCACAUCGAGAAGAGGCCAUACAAGCUGUCGAAAUGGGAAUCAACGAAAUCAAGAGGCGCGUGACCAUUUGGAAAAAGGAAGUCUACACAGAUGGUGGAUGCGUUUGGAAAGAAAAUGGUGAAUGGCGCACGAUGAAGGAGCCUCAAGAACCAUCAACCACAGAAGAACGCUCCUUUGCUGUGGCCAGUCGGACUCGUCAUCAUUGUCCAAAGCUAUUAUGGUUGCAACAAUUGACAACACCUGUUAACAAGAUGGAAAGUCAACUACCGAACAGAAAAGAGACUUUACCC
Mesorhabditis belari is the source of this 1353-nucleotide messenger RNA. NCBI's taxonomy places the organism in Eukaryota, Metazoa, Nematoda, Chromadorea, Rhabditida, Rhabditidae. The record is from the annotation of a GenBank genome assembly.